Messenger RNA from Bactrocera tryoni, 6438 nucleotides. It is a transcript of the gene asp, whose product is annotated as protein abnormal spindle. NCBI's taxonomy places the organism in Eukaryota, Metazoa, Arthropoda, Insecta, Diptera, Tephritidae. Gene Ontology annotation, biological process: spindle organization; mitotic cell cycle; establishment of meiotic spindle localization. The transcript has 6 exons. The record is from RefSeq and is a predicted model, not a curated record. Gene Ontology annotation, cellular component: spindle pole. The coding region runs from base 118 to 6168 and encodes 2016 amino acids. Gene Ontology annotation, molecular function: protein binding.
UUUUGUAAUUGUAUAUUUUAAUGUUUGUCUCUUUUAAAUUUGUUAAAAUUCAGUGGGAAGUUUAUACUAACAAAAAUCUCAAAGUUUACGAAUAUUUGUAAAAGUUAAUAAAAUAAUAUGAGUGCAUUUGAGGUUGUAGUUACUCCAACACGAUCGAAAUGCAAAAAGCGCGUGGAAUCUCGUGAGCCGACUGAUGUUGUGAUGGCUCCAUUUUCUGCCAAAUCAAUUGUGCAAUUUGAGGAUGUGCCCAUUGGGAAAACGGCGCGUCGUAUUCUCCGCAUUGUUAACCCUUCAACAGAGGAUAUAGAGGUAAGAGUCAUUAGGGCUAUAGAUGCUGAAUAUAACAUAUCAAUAAAUUGGACUGAAACAACUGUUCCGCGUUCGAAAACUGUCGAGAUGGAGAUGGUGUGGAGCCCUUUGGUGGACGUUGCUUGUAAAGAAAUAAUGCAACUUCUCGAUAAUAGAAAUUUCCGUAAAGAUGUAAUGGUUAUAAUGAAAACUCGCAUAGCCAAUCCUGUUAAGACUGUGCGUAAAUUUCCAACAAUCUCCACCAGUAAUAACGGCUAUGUAAGGACACUGCGGCUUAAAUCUCCCACAGGUACUUCAAAAUCUCAUAAAACAAAUUCAACACAUACGCAAUUACGCAAAUCAGUUCCAACGAUUAUUCAAAAGCCCGUUAAGCCUCAAACAGCUCCAUCCACAUCACACACACGCGCUCCCGCUCCCAGAUCAGCAUGGGUGGAUUCGAAUAGGAAGUUGCGUAAAGAACAGAAACGAGAAGCUUUUGAUGAAAUAACUAUUAACUUUACUCAUACAUCGCCUCUCACUGAACAAAAUAUAUACGCACGUAGCAAAACUAUGAAUGCAACUAUAACUUCCAUUUCGUCAACGAAAUCGCCAGUACUCAUUACUCACAAAGAGAACGUCAGUCCUUUAACUCCUAAUAAUGUUAUUGAAAUGUUCGAUAAUAUUCAAUUCACACCAAUAAACAGCGAUGCUGUUAAAAGUGGUGUUGGAAGAGAUCCCGAUAUGGAUAAUCUAGCAAAUUGGCCUACCCCAGUAAAUAUAGAUACUGUGAAAGUAAAUUUAUCAACAUUGCGGCCUCGGCGUUUAACAUCGGUAAGUGACACAACAGAUGUGGUUGAAGAUUCAAAUACUACUCGGAUGACAGUUGAGUUUCAUGUGGAUCCAAACACUCCAGGAAAUGCAAUUUUAACAAAUAAAACUUUUGAAGUUAAACAUGAAAAUAUGAAUGUGUCAGCGGAUGCUCUUGAUGCUUCCGUUAGUUAUGGUUUGACACUUAAUAAAACAAGUACGAUCAGUACAACACCCAAGUCUCGACCAUUAGCAAUGAUAGAAGAAGAAGACGUUAUCAAUUGCGGUAAUGUUGAAGCUGAAAAAACAUACGUUAAAAAUAGGGAAGAAAAAAUUGCAGAAUCAAGUCCUGCCCGGGGAGAAGAAGAUUUGCUGCGAGAUAUAAAAUUAGUUGGUACGCCACUUAGGAAAUACUCGGAAUCAAUGAAGGAUCUUUCUUUACGCUCUCCAAAUAAACGAUACUCUGCUAGUCAAGGUUCAAUGCCGAACCUUAACGAAAUGGAGACUAUACGUUCCAUCGAGCAAAAUCGAUAUUUUUAUAAUCGUGUUCAAUCACAAGAUGCUCUAAAAAUGUCCGUUAUUCAGGAACAAAGCGUUAACAAAGGAACGACACAAUAUAGGAAUGAAGUAACCGUUUCAGAAUCCACAGAUUUCGGUCUAACAUCUCACGUAGAUUUAGCCUUCAAUCAAAGUGAAAUUUUAGCGCAAUCAAGUCGUUUUAAUUUAAAUGAAGUUGGCUUGAAAUCGCGAAAGAGCAGUCCAGUCACUGUUUCUGGCAAAUGGCGAGAUUUACGAGGUGUAUCACCAAAAUCAUCAAGAACUAAACUAAUUGAAAAUUCUCCCUCAAAAUCAAAUGGUCAGAAAAGAAAUUCUCAGAACUUAUCUAGUUCUGAUGCACAAAGCAACGAAUCGUUGACCACAACAGCAAGCGAAAAGUCAAUAGCAAAAACUUGUUUUACUUCUGCCCCGUACGUAAGAUGUUCUCCUAAUAAAAACAUGAGCCUAAUUAGGGUUUCUCCUCCAAAGCGUCAACGCGUGGAAAAAGAAUUUGCUUUUGAGCGACCAUUGGUGCCUUAUUUGUCUCGUUCGAAGAAUUGGACACACACCCAGGUGAAAAAAGUAAGAAUUAUGAAAUCCACCACACCACAAAAAAUAAUGCCGCCAAAUAUUCAAUCUACAAUCAUAUCGCGCGAAACUGAAAAAUUAUAUGAUCCAGAAUUAUAUCUACAGUUUUGCAUCAAUCCCGAUCCUUUUGCUGCUAGUACAACUUGUGACCCUUUUCUCGCUUGCACAAUGUACUUAGACGAAGCGGCUGUUCAGAGGCAUCAACAUGAUUUUAAAAAGUGGUUGAAUGCAUUGGUUACAAUACCGGCCGAUAUGGAUGCCAAUAGCGAUGCUAAAAUCGAUGUUGGUAAACUUUUUAAUGAGGUGCGUCACAAGGAAUUGACGUUAGCACCCACCAAAGAAGAGCAGUCUAUGGAUUAUCUUGUGCAACACAGACUUGAGGUAGUUCGACGUGCUGCUGUCUACUUGUACCUAAGCGAUGAAGUUCGUGAACCUUGUUCUAAAGUGGCAGUAUAUGUAAAUAAAAAUGCUAUACGCAUACGGAACGAUAGAAAUUUACACCUUGAUGUAGUGAUGCAACGCUACAUAUUAGAACUGUUGCUAUGCUUUAAUCCGAUGUGGCUGCGUAUAGGAUUAGAGGUUGUUUAUGGUGAAAAAAUUCAUUUGCGGUCAAAUAGCGACAUAAUUGGACUGAGCACCUUUAUAUUGAAUCGGUUGUUUCGGGACAAACUUUUAGAAGAGAAAUAUUCACGUGCAUAUUCACUAUCUGAGGAAUAUGCCCAGUAUAUAAAAAAGUAUACGUUGACUAAAAUGCUUUGUUUGCUCCUAUUUCUUGAUAAAGCGAAGCAAAAGCGCAUUAUCAAAUACAAUCCAUGUCUCUUUGUCAAAAAAUCACCUCAUAAGGAAACAAAAGAAAUUCUAUUAAAGUUCUCAUCUGAGCUACUUGCAAAUAUGGGUGACAUAACACGCGAUUUGAAGCGUCUGGGUUAUGUCUUAGAGCAUAAACAAUGUUUUUUAGACGAAUUUAAUUACGCAUUUCAAAAUCUUGCGGUAGACCUAAGAGAUGGUAUAAGGCUGACACGUGUAAUGGAGAUCAUAUUGCUGCGCGAAGAUCUGACUAAGCUAUUGCGCGUACCUGCCAUAUCCCGCUUACAACGUAUUUACAAUGUAAACUUGGGAUUGCGGGCACUGAGUGAAGCUGACUUCAAAUUGGGCGGCGAUAUUACUGCAGCAGAUAUUGUGGAUGGGCACCGAGAAAAGACGCUGUCACUGCUCUGGCAAGUCAUCUACAAAUUCCGUUCACCGAAGUUCCAUGCGGCAGCGCGCGUUCUUCAAAAAUGGUGGCGUAGCAAAUGGUUGGCUGUUUGGGUAAACCGCCGUAUACGUGAUAAAGAGGAACACCGUCGACAAACCGCGGCAAUGACCAUACAAGCAUACUACCAUGGUUAUAUAGUUCGCAGGUGGGUAAAGUUAUAUCGUCAGCAACGGGCAGCAGCAGCUGUGGUGUUACAGAAAUAUAUCAGACGUUACUUGGCGCAAAUGAAUUUUAAACGUUCAAUAGUUGCAGUUCGCAAAAUUCAACAUUGGUAUCGCGGUUGUGUGCUCGGCGUUCGCUACCGUCGAUACUACACAAUUCUCCGCUGUUGUACGAUAUUCAUUCAACGCUGUUACCGCCGUCGUUUGUUGUCAAAAAAAUUAUUACUAGUAGCCAACGAAUAUCAGAGAUUUAUCGAAGAAAAACAUUUCAAUGCAGCUACUUGUAUACAGAGAUUUUGGCGAUCUUUCUGUGUUACAAAGCUGCAUCGCAACGCAUUCCUGAACCUGAAGCGGAGUGCACUCAUAAUUCAACGGAAAUGGCGAGCAAUAAUUGCUAUGCGACAGCAACGUAAGAAAUUUUCAUUUAUACGUGCCGCUGUUUUAUAUAUACAGCGAUAUUUUCGUGCAAAACACUGUAUGUUGCGGCAGCGCGCCGAAUUCAUACACUUGCGCACUUGUGUUGUACAGCUUCAACGACGGCGCCGUUCCAUUUUACAUAUGCGCGCAGUGCGCGAAGAAUAUAAACUGAAGCUAAAAGCUGUGCAUAUCAUUCAAACUUACUUGCGCGCCACUUUAACUAUGCACCGAGAUCGCAUGGCUUACCAAGUGUUGCGUAAAACUGUCUGCAAAAUGCAAGAGAGAUAUCGGGCUGCUCAAAGGAUGAGAUUGGAAAAAAGAAAUUAUCAGCGCUUACGGAACAGUUGCAUUAUCAUACAGCGCAAAUGGCGAGCCACAAUUCUGGCGCGUCAGACUCGUGUCCACUUCUUGACGAUACAAUACUUUGCUACCGUGAUGCAACAACGCUUCCGUGCUACACGCCUCAUGAAACAACAGCGCACGGAGUUUGCACAACUGAAGGCAGCCGUAGUCAAAGUGCAACACAGAUACCGUAGCCUUCAAAUUAUGCGCCAUGUGCGUUCAAAGUACCAAAGUGAUCGUAACAAAAUUAUACAGAUACAGCGACGUUUCCGUGCAACAAUUGAAAUGCGAUUGACACGAAUAUCGUACCAGCAAAAAAGAAACGCCGUUAUAUGUAUUCAGAACUGGUACCGCUCCAUUGAGCAGACUCGACAACAACAGCUAUCUUAUAUCCGUUUGCGAAAUUGUUGCAUUUGUGUGCAGCGCAGAUGGCGGGCACUGCAGCAAGGUCGUCGAGUCCGUCAACAAUAUCAACAACAAAUACAAUGUAUUAUUUCCAUACAGCGUCGUUGGCGAGCCACUUUAGUGAUGCGGAAACAAAACGCUGACUACCGAUGUAAACGUGCCGCUGCAUGUUACAUACAGCGGUUCUACCGAUCUUAUCGCGAAUCCUUAGCAGUACGUGCACAGUAUCUACUCCUGCGUCGGUUAGUUGUUUGUAUACAGCGAAGAUACCGCGCACAGCGCAAUAUGCGUGUUGCAAAACACGAUUUCUUGUUGCUGCGUCGCACAACAAUUUAUUUACAGCAAAAGUAUCGUGGUCUUCGUAUAAUGCACCAACAGCGAUCCGAAUUCCUUUUUGUCCGCCGAAUAGUCCUACAUUUGCAGCAGAAGUUCCGUGGGAAACAAAAAACGCAACAGCAACGCUUAGAAUACUUGCAAUUACGUAACAUUGUUAUUGGAUUGCAAUCCCAAGCGCGUGGACUAUUGGCGCGUCGCCGCUUACAAAAUAUGAUGACACCUGAAAUGGUAGAGGAACGCCGUCGGAGAAAAGCGGCUAGUUCGAUUCAGCGGUUCUGGCGCGGUUAUCGUGUACGUAAGUGCUUCCAGAGCAUGCAAAUGCGUUUGAUUCGUCGAAACAUGGCACUGUGGAAGAAAACCACUCAAGCAGCCAACACACUCAGUUACAAAAUUUCGCAUGCAGUAUGUGUUCUUCGCGAUCAUUCAAGCGCAUCGGAAAUACUACAUGUUCUCAUAUGUUUGGAUCGUAUUUCCCGUACUGUACCGCACAUUCUUAUGAACCAGUCUGACUUCGUAUCGACUUUCUGCUACGGCGUCAUGGCACAGACAAUUCGAAGUGAGGUCGAUAAACAACUAAUCCGUUACUGUAGUCGAAUUAUUUUGAACUUGGCGCGUUAUAACAGCACUACAGCUAAUACUUUCCAGGAGAGCGGGCUUGUUACCAUAGCUCAAAUGCUGUUGCGUUGGUGUGACAAGGAUAGUGAAAUUUUCAACACUUUGUGUACCCUAAUUUGGCUUUUUGCUCACUGUCCAUAUAAGCGCCACAUUAUUCGCGAGUACAUGACCACUCCAGAAGCUAUAUAUGUGGUACGUGAGACUAAAAAGCUGGUGGCGCGCAAAGAGAGGAUGAAUCAAAACCUACGUAAACCUGUAGCAUCAGCACGUGUACAAAAAACUCAACAAUUUCCCAACCGUGCAUUACCUAGCCUCGAGCCUGACUACGGGGUCAUACACUCCAAACCUUACACAUUCGUAUCAUCCGUAUUCGCAUUCGACAUGCUGCUGGCUGAGCUGGAAAUCGAAGUUUCAUAAUCUUGUCUAAUACCUGUAUUUAUGUAGUCUGGACUUUGCUUAUGUUUACUGUGGGCGUAAACCCACAUUAUUUUUAGGUCUUUGUUUGUAUGAAUUUGUCACAUCAAUAUUUGUUCUUUGUUUAUUAUCUGUUUAGAUAUUCGUACAAUCGCCUAGACUAUGCUUUCGUAUGCAUUCGCUAAACUACUGCAUUGAUAUUCGUAAUUUAUUUAUAAAAUCUGAAUAUGUUAAUUUAAGGUUUUGUCAAUGAAUAAAUUUACAUACUGAAAC